Messenger RNA from Cyprinodon variegatus (sheepshead minnow), 1622 nucleotides. RefSeq names its product phosphatidylinositol 3,4,5-trisphosphate-dependent Rac exchanger 2 protein-like. The transcript has 11 exons. Gene Ontology annotation, molecular function: guanyl-nucleotide exchange factor activity. Lineage: Eukaryota; Metazoa; Chordata; Actinopteri; Cyprinodontiformes; Cyprinodontidae. Gene Ontology annotation, biological process: intracellular signal transduction. The annotation marks the transcript as partial. The record is from RefSeq and is a predicted model, not a curated record.
GGGAUCUUGGAGUAGGAUGAAGGAUUUCAAGAGUCACAUGCACUCAACUUUUAAUCAGUUCAUCUUCUCUCCUCAGACACAAACACUGUGGGAAUUUCUUUCUUCCUCUUUAAAAACUUUCUUUUAUUUUCCACUUUCCUAAACAUCUCAAUUCGGACAUUUUUCCGGGACUUUUUAAGGGCUUUAAAUCGCAGACACCGGUUGCUUCUGAACAUGCUCUCCUCUGGCGCAUCUGAACUCAACCUGCUGGCGUGAAACAGUGACCUCCUGAAGAAGAAGCGACAUUUUUAUUAUUUUUCUCCAACAUCCACAUAAGUUUUCCCCCAGGAUGACAGAAGAGACCAGAAACGAGCACAGAGCAGAAAGCGGAAAGGAUUUGGAGAAGCAGCUCCGGCUGCGCGUCUGCGUCCUAAAUGAACUUCUGAAGACUGAACGGGAUUAUGUGGGAACCCUGGAGUUCCUCUCGGUGUUCCUACAUCGUCUUAACCAAUACGCGGCCACCAAAAUUGACAAAAACAUCACAGAGGAAACGGUCAAGGUUUUAUUCUCCAACAUUGAGGAGAUUCUGGCUGUCCAUAAGGACUUCCUUUCCAUGGUGGAGGAGCUGCUGCAGCCCGACCCUCACCCUCACCAUGAAAUCGGCCGCUGCUUCCUGCGUUUUAGGAGUCGUUUCCAGGUUUACGAUGAAUACUGCGGAAAUCAUGAGAAGGCCCAGAGGCUGCUGUUGGAGCUCAAUAAGACCAGGAGCAUCAGGACAUGCUUGCUGAAUUGCAUGUUGCUGGGAGGCAGGAAAAACACUGAGGUCCCACUUGAAGGUUACUUGGUAGCUCCCAUUCAGAGGAUCUGCAAGUACCCGCUGCUGCUGAAAGAGCUGCUGAAGAGGACCCCUAAGAAGCACAACGACCACGCGUUGGUGCAGGAGUCCCUUCAGGUGAUGAAGGCAGUGUGCUCCAACAUCAAUGAAGCCAAGAGGCAGAUGGAAAAGUUGGAAAUCUUAGAAGAAUGGCAGUCCCAUAUUGAGGGCUGGGAGGGCUCCAAUAUUACAGAUACGUGCACAGAGAUGCUGAUGCAGGGCGUCCUGUUGAAGAUUUCGGCUGGAAACAUACAAGAGAGGGCUUUCUUCUUGUUUGACAAGCUUCUGGUUUACUGCAAGAAGAAAAACAGGCGUUUGAAAAACAGCAAAGCAUCCAAUGAGGGUCCCCGCUACCUGUUCAGAGGACGAAUCAACACCGAGGUGAUGGAGGUGGAAAAUGUGGAUGAUGGCACAGCUGACUACCACAGCAGCGGUAACAUCGUUAACAACGGCUGGAAGAUCCACAACACAGCCAAGAACAAGUGGUUCGUCUGCAUGGCCAAGACCCCGGAGGAGAAACAGGAGUGGCUGGAGGCCAUCAUGAAAGAAAGGGAGAGGAGGAAAAGUCUUAGGCUUGGCAUGGAGCAGGACACGUGGGUCAUGGUCUCAGAGAAAGGAGAAAAGCUCUACCACCUCAUGACCAAAGGGAACCUCAUUAAAGACCGGAAACGCAAGCUUACCACUUUUCCCAAGUGUUUCCUGGGAAGACUUUUCACUUUCAAAUUGGCAAAGCUUUUUAAAGACAGCAGCAGCUGGGAAGGGCAAGAGG